Molecule: messenger RNA, 2903 nt
Organism: Astyanax mexicanus (Mexican tetra)
Lineage: Eukaryota; Metazoa; Chordata; Actinopteri; Characiformes; Acestrorhamphidae
Gene: chrna3
Product: cholinergic receptor, nicotinic, alpha 3
Exons: 6
Coding region: 70-1695 (541 amino acids)
Biological process (GO): chemical synaptic transmission; regulation of membrane potential; signal transduction
Cellular component (GO): neuron projection; synapse; postsynaptic membrane
Molecular function (GO): transmembrane signaling receptor activity; acetylcholine-gated monoatomic cation-selective channel activity
Source: RefSeq, a predicted model, not a curated record
CUCAGUCUUCGCUGUGGGUCUGAAUCGGAUUCAUGGAUUAAUUAAACAGGAUUAAUUCAGAUUUUUAUAAUGAGACUCUUCACUUCCUGCUUCCUCCUCUUCCUCCUGCCGGGUGGAUGGGCUUCAGAGGCAGAGCACAGGCUGUUUUCUGUGAUUUUCUCUAGUUAUAACCAGUAUAUCAGACCAGUAGAGAAUGUGUCUGAUCCAGUGAUCGUCCAGUUUGAGGUGUCCAUGUCUCAGCUGGUUAAAGUGGACGAGGUCAAUCAGAUCAUGGAGACGAAUCUGUGGCUGAGACACAUAUGGAACGAUUAUAAACUCCGGUGGGAUCCUAAAGAUUUUGGAGGAGUAGAAUUUAUCCGUGUUCCUUCUAACAGGAUCUGGAAGCCGGACAUCGUUCUGUACAAUAAUGCGGUGGGAGACUUCCAAGUAGACGAUAAAACCAAAGCUCUUCUUCGCUACAAUGGAGACGUAACGUGGAUUCCUCCAGCCAUCUUCAAAAGCUCCUGCAAGAUCGACGUCACAUACUUUCCUUUUGAUUAUCAGAACUGCACCAUGAAAUUUGGGUCGUGGACCUACGACAAGGCCAAGAUUGAUCUGGUUCUGAUCGGUUCCACAAUUAACCUGAAGGAUUUCUGGGAGAGCGGCGAGUGGAUGAUAAUUGACGCUCCGGGCUACAAGCAUGACAUCAAAUAUAAUUGUUGUGAGGAAAUUUACACCGACAUCACCUACUCCCUCUACAUCCGCCGCCUGCCGCUCUUCUACACCAUCAACAUGAUCAUUCCCUGUCUGCUCAUCUCCUUCCUGACGGUUCUGGUCUUUUAUCUUCCAUCAGACUGCGGUGAGAAAGUGACUCUGUGUAUUUCUGUCCUUCUGUCUUUAACCGUGUUUCUUCUCGUCAUCACCGAAACCAUCCCGUCCACUUCUCUGGUCAUUCCGCUGAUCGGCGAGUACCUGUUGUUCACUAUGAUUUUUGUUACUCUCUCCAUCGUCAUCACCGUCUUCGUCCUCAAUGUUCAUUACCGCACCCCAAAGACCCACACCAUGCCCUGCUGGGUUCGCCGGGUGUUCCUGGGUCUUCUUCCCAGAGUGAUGUUCAUGACCCGACCCGACAGAGACCCAGAGAGACCUCAGGUCUCGGGAUCUUCCGCUCGAUCCUGCACCCUCCAUAACUCCUCCUCCUUUCCUCAACACCUGACCAAACCGCAGAGCCUGCCCCCCCGCACCCACCUGCUCCUCAGCACGGAGCUCAGCACGCUGAGCGAGGCGGUGAAAUCCGGCUCCGGGUUCCUGUGCAGAGAGGGACGCUGUAACUGCUGUUUGCGGCAACAGCCCGGUAAAAUCCCCCUGGACAGCGGCGUCGGCGCGCUGGGCCCCGCCGGAGGAAGUCUGGGGCCGGUCAGUGGGGGUCUGGUGGGAAACGGGGGAGGAAGCAGCCCCUGCUCCAGCUCGGAGUCUCUGGAUGGAGGACUUUUAGCUUUCUCAGCUCUUUCUCCUGAGGUUCGAGAGGCGAUCGAAAGCGUGAAAUACAUCGCUGAGAAUAUGAGGCUUCAGAACGAAGCCAAAGAGGUCCAAGACGACUGGAAAUAUGUUGCCAUGGUGAUUGACAGGAUUUUUCUGUGGGUAUUUAUACUGGUGUGUAUACUGGGAACAGCCGGACUCUUCCUACAGCCACUGCUCUUGGGGGAGGACAUGUGACUGGACCACCUAACCCAAACCAACUUAACCAAACAAUAACCAACCAAAUCAAACCAAAUCCAACUCAACCCAACCUCAAUUCAACCAAACUCAAGCAAACCCAACCCAACCCAACUGAGCCAAACCCAACUCAACCCAACCCCAAUCCAACCCAACCCCAACCCAACUGAACCAAACUGAACUGAACCCAACCCCAAUCCAACCUAACCCCAACCAAAGCAACACCAACUCAAUCCAACCCCAACCAAACCAAACCAACCCAACUGAACCAAACUAAACCAAACCCAAUCCAAUUAAAACCAACCAAACCAAACCAAAUCCAACCCAACCCCAAUUCAACCAAACUGAACCAAACCAAACCCAACCCAACUGAGCCAAACCCAACCCAAUCCAACUCAACCUCAACCCAACCCCAAUCCAACCCAACCCCAACCCAACUGAACCAAACUAAACUAAACCCAAUCCAACCCAACCCCAAUCCAACCAAACCCCCACCAAACUGAACCAAACAGAAUUAAACCCAACCCCAACCCAACUAAACUAAAUCCAACCCCAACCCAACUAAACUAAACUAAACCCAACCCAACCCAACCCAUCUGAACUAAACUGAACUGAUCUGAUCUGAACUGAUCUGAUCUGAUCUGAACUGAUCUGAUCUGAACUGAUCUGAUCUGAACUGAUCUGAACUGAACUGAACUGAACUGAUCUGAACUGAUCUGAACUGAUCUGAACUAAACUGAACUGAUCUGAUCUGAUCUGAACUGAUCUGAUCUGAACUGAUCUGAUCUGAACUGAUCUGAUCUGAACUGAUCUGAUCUGAACUGAUCUGAUCUGAUCUGAACUGAUCUGAACUGAUCUGAUCUGAACUGAUCUGAUCUGAACUGAUCUGAUCUGAUCUGAACUGAUCUGAUCUGAUCUGAUCUGAACUGAUCUGAUCUGAUCUGAACUGAUCUGAUCUGAACUGAUCUGAUCUGAUCUGAACUGAUCUGAACUGAUCUGAUCUGAUCUGAUCUGAACUGAUCUGAUCUGAACUGAUCUGAUCUGAACUGAUCUGAUCUGAUCUGAUCUGAACUGAUCUGAACUGAUCUGAUCUGAACUGAACUGUAGGUGCCUGGAGAAAGUUAAAUGUUUUUUUUACAGACUUUUAAUGUUUCUGAUUCUGACGAUACAUGACUGUAUAUAAACUCAAAUAAAACAUAUGAUUUGCA